Molecule: messenger RNA, 3227 nt
Organism: Cherax quadricarinatus
Lineage: Eukaryota; Metazoa; Arthropoda; Malacostraca; Decapoda; Parastacidae
Source: RefSeq, a predicted model, not a curated record
AGAUCAGUACCAAAUAUGACAACUUUCAGUUGUCUUCAACAUAUUCAAGCCAAAUCUAAUUAUGUACUUUUGUAUUUAUUUAUUUUUCAGGCAAAACGUCUCAUCACUAAUGAGUUUGCUGCAAUUAAAGUCAUCAAGUUGGAGCCAGGUGAUGACUUUACCAUCAUUCAGCAAGAGAUAUUGAUGAUGAAGGAUUGCCGGCAUCCAAACAUAGUGGCCUAUUUUGGGAGUUACCUUCGCCGAGACAAACUCUGGAUAUGUAUGGAGUUUUGUGGAGGUGGAUCUUUGCAAGAUAUAUAUCACAUCAUUGGCCCUCUACAAGAACGACAAAUUGGAUACAUGUGUAGAGAAACACUCAGGGGGUUAGAAUAUCUUCAUCGCAUGGGAAAAAUGCAUAGAGACAUAAAGGGAGCAAACAUUUUGUUGACGGAGAAUGGGGACGUGAAGCUUGCAGAUUUUGGUGUAUCUGCUCAAAUUACUGCUACAAUUAGCAAGAGGAAAUCCUUUAUUGGCACACCAUACUGGAUGGCUCCUGAGGUUGCAGCAGUAGAAAGAAAAGGUGGUUAUAAUCAGCUAUGUGACAUUUGGGCAGUUGGAAUAACAGCCAUUGAGUUGGCAGAGCUUCAGCCACCUAUGUUCGAUCUACAUCCUAUGCGAGCGCUUUUUCUCAUGUCUAAAAGUGGGUUCAAGCCUCCAACCCUAAAAGAUAAAUCCAAGUGGACUCAAAAUUUUCAUCAUUUUGUAAAGCUGGCUUUAACAAAAAACCCCAAGAGAAGGCCAACAGCCGAUAAAUUACUUCUACAUCCUUUUGUAGCUGCAGAUCUUCCCAAAUGGUUGGCAGUGGAGUUGUUACAAAAGGCUCACAAUCCUCAGCAUUCAUUCCCACCUGAGCUGGAGAUGGAUGAAGAAGGAGCUGUUACUAAUGUUCCUCAGAGAAUAACCUCAAGAACACCAACGCGACCCAAACAAAGAACCAAGUCAGAACUACACAUGGAGUCGGUGAACUUUGAGCCUCCACUAGUCACAGAGUUGAAUGCUGAGCCACCACCUGCUAGAUACCCAGCUCCAGGUCAGCCAUGGGAUUCUGCUAUGGAGGAAGGAGAGGUGUGUUUGGACAAUCAUGAUGUUGCAGAGUCUUGGAUGGAGAAUGACCCAGAUAGUGAAGUCAAAACAAAGCACAAAAUGGUGAUUGUCCAUUGUCCCAGCUACACUGUGGCGACAUUUGAAUCUUUCUUCUUGUUCAGGUCUGCUGCUUCAGCUUUUUUUUUUUUUUUAUGUAGAAUGACUUUAUUCCAGACAAGUUUUCAUCACAGUAUAAAAAUAAGUCACAUGGUGUCAAGAUUUGAUUUUCUAAAGAACGUUAAAGACUUGCAUGUCCUCCCUGUCUUUUCACUUCCCCACCAGUUCUAUCAUGCGGUGACUUGCCAUGACUAGUGCCAAAAAAACUCCACUCUGCAGCUAUACAAAAAUCUUUUUUGUGAAAUUUUUUUAAUUCUUUUUUGUGAAAUUCCUGCAAUUCUUAUACUGUGCUGGUGACCCAUCACUGAAGUAAUAAAUAUAAUUGAUCUUCACAACAAGUUGCUUCAGAUAUUCAGUUAGGUGGGCCAAAUAUAUAUACACCUACCAUCCGACUUACGACCUGCUCGACUUAUGACCACUCGACUUACGACCGUGUUUUUUAUGCCAAAUUUCUAGGAAAUAAACAACUAUUUGUGUUGUACAUAGUGUUUAUCCUAAACUGUACAGUAUAAAAUACAGUACUGACAGCAUAAAAAGUAAAGUAAAACAUGAAAUACCAAAAUAAAACAAUAAAAUAAUGUCAUUACAAAAAUGUUUUGUUGAUAUUCAGUAGUCAAGUUCGACUUAGGACCGGUUUCUCGGAACCAAACUCGGUCGUAAGUCGGAUGGUAGGUGUACAUUAGGACCCCCAUAGGAAUGCUGGUGUCUUUUUCUUUCUGUCCCAUAAACACACAAGAACACAGUUACAUCUUUUGCUACUUCUACUUACACUUAGGUACACUACAUAUACAUAUUAUAUGCAUAUGUACGUAUACACACCAAUCUGAAUUUUCGCCUAUUUUUUAAAUAGUUCUUGCUUUUGUAUUUCCUUUCAUCUCCAUGGGGAAGUGGAAAAGAAUCUUUCCUCUAAGCCAUGCAUGUUGUAGGAGACAACUUAAAUGCCAGGAGCAAUGGGCUAGUAACCCCUUCUGUAUAAAUUACUAAAAAAAUGACAAGAAAAACUUUUUAAAACUGGGAUGUUUGAAUGAGUGUGGAUGUAGUGCAGAUGAUAAAAAGAUGAUUGCCAGUGUUAUGAAUGAAAAGAAGUUGGAUGUCCUAGCUCUAAGCGAAACAAAGCUGUAUGGGGGUAGGGGAGUUUCAGUGGGGCAAAAUAAAUGGGAUUAAGUCAGGAGUAUCUGAGAGAGUUAGGGCCAAGGAAGGGCUAGCAAUAAUGUUGAAGGAUCAGUUAUGGAAGGAGAAAAGGGAAUAUAAAUCUAUCAAUUCAAGGAUUAUGUGGAUUAAAAUAAGAGUCAAAUGCAAAAGUGGGUUAUAAUAAGUGUGUAUACACCUGGAGAAGAGAGGAGUGUAGAGGAGAGAGAGAGAUUUUGGGAGAUGUUGAGUGAGUGUGUAGGAACUUUAGAACCAAUUGAGAGAGUAAUUGUGGUAGGGGAUCUAAAUGCUAAAGUAGGAGAAAAGGUUAGAGAGGGUGUGGUAGGUAAGUUUGGGGUGCCAGGUGUAAAUGAUAAUGGGGAGCUUUGUAUAGAAAGAGAUUUGACAAUAAAUAAUACAAAAGGAUAAAUAAUAAGUAUACAAGAUAUAGGGAGUAAUGACAGUAGUUUGUUGGAUUAUGUAUUAGCAGAUUAAAGACUGAUGGGUAGACCUCAGGAUGUGCAUGUUUACAGAGGGGCCACAGAUAUAUCAGAUCACAUUUUAGUUGUAGCUGCAGUGAGAGUAAAAGGUAGAUGGGAUGCAAGAAUAGAGUCAACAAGUAAGAGAGAUGUGAAGGUUUAACUCUUUGAGGGUUUCGGCCGUACUAGUAUGGCUUACGACCCAGGGUUUUUGACGUACUAGUACGCCUAAAUUCUAGCGCCCUCAAAUCUAGUGGGAGAAAGCUGGUAGGCCUACAUAUGAAAGAAUGGGUCUAUGUGGUCAGUGUGCACAGUAUAAAAAAAAUCCUGCAGCACACAGUGCAUAAUGAGAAAAAAAAAAACUUUGACUGUUUUUUUGGA